AUGGAUAGUUUGAAACGAUUAUCAAUAUUGUUAUUGUUCUUCUUUUUUAUAAUACUAUAUGUAAAUAAUAAUAAUCAUCAUGUGUUUGUUGAUUCAUCAGCACUAUCUUCUCCACCACCUCCUCCACCAGAGCCUGCUCAUCCAUGUAUAGAGAGACAACCAACACCUAUUAAACUACCACUUCAAACGUCACAUUUAGUAGACAAUGAACAAGAGCAACCUGCCGCUGCAAAAGUUGUCUUGGAAGUAUCUUCUUCUGAUGAUAAUGGUAAUGGUGACGGAGGUAAUGAUAAUAUACCAUCACUACGAUCAUUCCCAAUCAAAGUAAUAGACAUUGUACCAAAGAAUGAAGGAGAUGAUAAGACACCUUACCAAUUGUCUGGCACACAACCUAUCAUUGUGGCAUUUAACAGACCGAUUAUUGCACUUGGUGAACCAUCUACCUACUUUCCAUUCAAGCUGAGUUGCAAAGGAUCGGAUACUCCAGUACCGGCCGGUAGUUAUCGUUGGGUGACCACAUCGAUUGCAAGAUUCGAUGUAUUGGUCAAUGGAUGGCCAUCAGACCUACAGUGUCAAUUCAGUGUCGAUGAAACGUUAAAGUCGUACGAUGGAUUGGCCAUCUCAUCCGUGCCACCACCCAUAGCCUACUACACUGCAUCUCCAUCACUGUCAAUCACUUCGAUCACAUCCAAUCGGUCUUCUGAGAUGACUAAUGGCGAGUGGACAACCUACACACCCGCUAGAAGAGUCGAUGAACAAGACUACAAGGACAACUAUGAAGUGCCACCCGACGCAGUCAUCAAACUGUACAUUUCGUCGCUCUUUGAGAUUGAUCGUGUUAAAGAAGCAAUGCGUGUCUACCAAUACGAAUCAAAGAAUGCUGCGGUCCUCAAAAUCACCUAUCUCACCGGUGAAGGGUGUGGAGAAAAAGAGGUGUGUAUCACACUUGGCAGCCAACUAGAGGUCAACCCAUACUCUACCUAUGUCAUUGAAAUACCUCAAGGUAUUCGUAUCCACAAUAGCUCUGGUCCACUAUCUGAAGCCAUUAGUGUUAAAGUUAAUGGUUUAUACCCAUUUAAUUUUUAUUUCAUUGAAUCAGAAGCAACUCAUCAUAGACAAAGAUUAUAUGUUCGCCAUUCAUUAAUGCCAAGUGUAACGGAAGAGGAUCUUGCUCAAGUAUUUAGCCUUAAACCAUCACUUGAUUUAAAGGUAUCAAUCAUUACGCCAACAGUCAUUGAAUUGGAAGCAAAACUUAAACCAUCCACCACUUAUAAACUCAUUGUUUCACCACCUAAAAACAAACCAAUAUUGGAUGGUUGGAAUUUACCAUUACUUGCUCAAACUCAUACCUUUAAUAUGAGUAUUGGUAAUAAUUAUAUUGCUUAUGCUAGAUCUCCCAUUUUUGAUUCAACCAUAUCAUUUCCAAAUCAAUCAAUGAUUUUUUAUCAAAAUCUUUUAGAAACAAAAAAAUCAUUUUUAACAUAUAAUCCAAACAAACCAUGUUCAAAUGUUGAUUUUAAAAUGUAUGCAUAUCCAAUUACAAAGAAUAAUAUAAUUGGUGUAUUAAAGACAUUGGAAGAUUCAUCUAGAAAACCAUUUAUCAUCCCAUCACAGUCACAACAAAGUAUACCAUUGAUUGUUGAUAGCAACAAUACAGUGUACACUGCAAAGAUUGAUAAUGUUGCAGCGUUUAAACCAUCGGGAUCAUACCUUCAAAUUAGAACAGACUAUUCAUACGAUUGUACUGCCAUCUAUUCAUCAGAGUUGGUGCAAGCCACUCAGUUGGGUGUGACACGUCUAGACAUUGGUAAUGAAAUCAUUUAUUGGAUCUUUUUAUUAAAGGAUGCUUCCAAUGUUGCCAAUGCCACAGUCUAUGGAUACGGUCUAAAACAAGGUGAUUACAACGUUGACAAUUUACAAUUGAUAGGUAAAUCAAUAUCUGAUAAAAAGGGAUUGGUUACUUUUAAUUUGGCUGGUUUCAGAUUAAAUUGGAUUGUUGUAGAGUAUGGUGGAAAACUAUUUACUUAUCGUUCCAAUACCUAUGGACCUUAUGGUACUAGUCCAAGAAUUAACUCUCAAAUCAUCACUGAUCGUAAACUCUAUAAUGCAGGUGACACUAUUCAUCUAAAGGCCUAUUUGAACGGUCCCAAGGAUAUCAUCCUCGAUCUCAUCUUCAAAAUAUCGGUUCAAUGGACUAUUCUUGGUACACUUCAAACAUUUGACAAGGUGGUCGAUUUUGACGAUGUCUACAAUUCUCUCAAUAUUUCAAUCCCUAUCCCACCAGGUACCAAUUAUGGUUAUUACUCUCUUUCAAUCUCUGGUUCAAGUGUAACUGAUAAAAGUUCAAAUAAUUUUUAUAGCAAUACAGAUGUAUUGAUUGCAGAUCCAAGAAUACCAACUGGAAUAUUAGAGAUUAGUACAAAAGAUGAUUAUAUUAAAUAUGAUGAAGAUUCAAAGAUUACAGUUUAUGUAUCGACAACCAAUUAUAUUGGAGAACCUAGUAAUGGUCAAAUGGUUAAACUUGGUUGGAAAUUAAUUGGUGAUCCAUCACAAACGGAACAAGUAUCAGUUACAACCAGUAAAGAUGGAAAUGCGUCAUAUACAUUUAGUUUCCCAUCGGCCAAAUAUGAUAUCAAGAGUCAGAUUGAAUUCUCUGCCUUUUAUAUCGAUCCUACCAGAGCCACAGUCAUGUCAAACACAUUUGAACGUUUUGUUUUGGUCGAUCCCUAUGACAUUGAAAUCACCUUGGUCGCAUUCUCUAGUCAGUCGUCCAAAGUACCAUACAUUCCACAAGGUCUCAAUGCUAGAAUGUAUUAUGUACCAACUGGUGAAACCAUUGAAAAUGUUGCACUCACCGUUCAAUUGACUCAUUGGGAGAUAUUGGCUCUCAGUGUCACUGAAAAGAAUGCAGACAGCGCAGAUAGAAAACGUAAAAAUGGAAAAAAGAAUCGUCACUAUCACCAAGACAACAACAAGCAAUCCAAUGUACUGUGCACCAUUCAGAGUGAAAAGAGAGAACAGUAUGAUGAUGCUCGCUUCCCUCAGUGCACAUUCACGUUUGAAGAUUUUGUAGAGAAUGUGAUUGUCGUCAGGGGUAUCGAGCCAAAAACCAAGCAGGUGGUAGUACAGACCUUGGAGAUUGAGGACAGACAAGACCACUAUGUCUAUUAUGGAUACUCACCCAACAACAUCAUCACAGAAUCCAACCACGAUUUGAAAUUGUUUACCAAUGACAAUAACCACUAUGUCGGCGACAAGGUUGUUAUCACCUAUUGGAAUCCAUUCAAAGAGGCAAGAGCAUUGUUUUACUGGGGAUGUGACUCCAAGACUACCAAUGACCAAUUCAAAGUUGGCUAUGGAUUCAACAACUACACGAUCAAGGUGGUUCCAAAGUGCCAGACUUUGGGAAUGUUUGCAGUCAUCUCGAUUCAAGGACACGAGGUGGGAUACAAGAUUGGUGCAGGUACAGUGUCGCAAGUAUAUGAUCCACUCUCUGCCAAGAGUGCAUCGGGAAGCAUCAAUUUGAAUGUCAAGGUGCAACCUAUUCUCAAUCUAUCUGUUUCGUUGGAGAGCGAGAUUGUAUCACCCGACUCUGAAACGACCAUCACCCUCCACGUUGACCAACUCGAUAAUGGAAAACCUUUCCAAGACCAAGUCGAGGCAUGUGUCAUGGUGGUCGAUAAACGUGUUCUCGACCUCGUUCCAUCACAACUGCCAGACAGUCAAUCCUUUUCAAUGUAUGCCCACAGCUUUGUAUCGUACGAUCAGUCUACCAAGGGGCUGACCAGAUCCUACGCAAAACAAGCAGAAAUACUCCUCAGACGAUUCAAAAUCGAUCAAUGGAUAUCGGAUUGGAGUGGAUUUGAAGUUGAAGAUCCAGCCUUUUUCAAGAAUCUUUUCAACUAUCUCACCAAUAUGGCCAAUCCAUACCGUCACCGAUACUAUGCUUCCUAUGGAGGUACAACUGGAGGAGGUAUUGUUAACCUUGAAGCUGCAGAUACUGGUAUUCCAAUGUCGUUUGAUGCCAUUGCUGCCAAAUCUCGUGGUCCACCAGCACCUGACGCCGGUAGCGGCGGAAAAACAGACAAUUCUAAAACAUCGCUUCGUAAUAAUUUCCAAACUACACCUCUCUUUGCUAGCAAGGUUCUCAUCAAAGGUGGUAAAGGACAGGUUACCUUUAGAUUACCCGACGACAUUACAACAUUCCAAGUCCGAGCAUUUGUUGUUUCCAAAUCAACAGACUAUCUCUACUCUACUGAAACAUCGCUCACUUCAAGAAAGGAUGUCAAUAUUUUACCAAUCAUCCCUAGAUUUGUUCGUAUUGGCGAUACAUUCAAUCUUGGUGCUUCCAUUGUCAUCUCCAACCCCAAGCUAACGCAAUCUGGAAUUAUGAGACUUGUAGUCAAGGUGGUUGAUCCCUCUGUCGCAGAAUCUACCGAAGGCUACAGUAAAAUUGUUGCCUUGUCGUCAAAUGGAACCACCAUCAACAGUUUAUUUAAUUUCAAAGCACUUAAAAAGGGAACUGUUGAUUUGGGAUUGUUUGUCUAUUUGGACAACCGUCUUUUAGACUCAAUCGAGGUUCAAUUUGAUGUACUCGGACGUCAACUGUCAAUGUAUGUUGGUACAAGUAUGGCUGUUUCAAGUAAUACCACUGUAGAAGAAGGAAUCAACUUGCCAGAUACUGAACCAGGUACUGGACAAUUGAACAUGGUUGUCGGUGUCGGACGUUACCCAUCCGUAGAAACCAUGUGCAACAAGCUAUUGUCCAUUGGUAAUGACAGAACACCAUCUUCGGUCGACCAACUAUCAAAACAGGUAACCUAUGCCUCUCUGACCAGUUACAAUGCCAAUACCACCCUCAUCAACGAAGCUCAGGCUCAACUAAAGGUUGUCAUGUUGGGUUUCGAUAGAUAUGUCUCGGGUAACAUCAAAUGGUAUCCAACCGAUGUAACUGGUAGUUUCUAUCCUACUCUAUACGCCCUCCAAUUGCGAAAUCUCAUGAAGGGACUCAAGCACAUUGAUGGAUGGGUGUUGUUGGAUGCUCACUUUAGCGACUGGCAACGUUUUAUCGACACCUAUGUCAACGAAUUGGUCACCACUGCACAUCAAGGCAAUCAUACUGUUGACAAGAGUCUGAUCGGUCUCGCUAGUAUUGCACUUGGUUAUUAUUGGGCACCAUCCAAUGAUGAACUCAUAGAACUCUACUCGUUUAAUGCUCUGUCUGCCAACAUUUCAGAUAAUUGCGAUCUUCAAUGUCAAUCCUACUUUAUGAUUGCAACACUUUUGAAUGGAGACGGUGACCAAUCUUCAUUUAUUCCAACUGUCAUUCAAAACCUUGAAAAUGCAAUUCGUAUCCAAGGUAGAACUGCCUAUGUCACUGGAGGAGGAGGUAGAUCAUCUCUUUCAUUGACCAUUUACGCAUCGAUUUCAUUUAUCAUGGCCAAGCAUAUGGACACUCCAUUCCUUGAAAAGAUGGUCAACUUUAUAGCGUCGGGUGGUGUCGUCCCCAGCAUCACCUUUGACAAGUGGGUACCAGGUGUUUCAAGUGAACAGAUGGCCCUCUCUAUCAUUGCAAUGACUUGUUAUGACCUGGCUAAAAACAGUACCCAACCAAAUCUUACAUUUAGUGCCUACAAAAACUCUGUCAACAAUCUAUUACUCUCUCAAUCAUUUAAUACUACAAGUCCAAAGAAUAUUCAAAAGAUUAUUCAGUUUGAUGGACUUGUAAGUGGUAACAAUAAUAGUAAUAAUAGUGGAAAAUUAUUAUUCUCAGUAGUUGGUGUUGGAGAAGUGUCGGUUGCUGUUGGUAUUGAAUAUGUACCAACCAAACUACCAGACAAACCAGUAUACAAUGGUUUCUAUGUAGAAAAGGUCAUUAAAUUUAUGAACACCAACAGUAGUAGUAGUAGUAGUAAUAGUCAAAGUUCAACAACCUUCAAGUAUGGUGAUUAUGUAGAGGUUGUCAUAUCGGUUACGACUCACGAUGAUGUUGGAGUUAUCUAUGUCGAAGAUCCAUUACCAUCGGUAAUUGAACCACUAGACAAUAACAUCUAUCAAAAUCCAGACACUCCACCACAAUGGGAUACCGUUCGUUACUAUUGGUAUUCUCCAUUUGGCUACAGAGAAACUAGAAAAGACAAGGUCAUCUUCCAAGGCACAGAUAUCUUGGCAGGUAGUUACACAGUCUCUUACUUUGCAGUUGUCACUAGUUCCUUUGGAGUUUAUUCACUUCCACCAACCAAAGUUUAUUCUCCUAAUCAACCUGAACUAUUUGGUUUAUCAAAUGGUUCAAUUAUUUCAAUUCAUUAA
Messenger RNA from Cavenderia fasciculata, 6309 nucleotides. RefSeq lists its product as uncharacterized. The transcript is spliced from 4 exons. Gene Ontology annotation, molecular function: endopeptidase inhibitor activity. The record is from RefSeq and is a predicted model, not a curated record. Lineage: Eukaryota; Evosea; Eumycetozoa; Acytosteliales; Cavenderiaceae. The coding region runs from base 1 to 6309 and encodes 2102 amino acids.